GUGGUGACUGGUUAAAUUUGUCUCAUCUAAUCAUCGAUCAAAUAUCAUAUGCAUUCCGUCGUUGAUUGAGCUAACCUAAUCAAUAAUCUUAUCACGAAGCAAUGAUGAAAAAAGAGUGCUGUUGUGUUGGAAACGGUAACAAUAUCAAAACAAACUGAACAAACAUAGUGCUCACUCUGUAUCAGUAUUCAAUGUCUAAUUGGUCACAUUGAUUGAUUGAUUGAUUAGAUCAGAUGCCUUUAUUUCGACGUUCGGUCCAUCUUUAUCUGCUGAAACGGCAUUGCCGUGAAGCAACCUUGUUUGGGUUGGACAAAUCACGAUGGUAUCGAUUGGUGGACGACAAUGACCAAAUGCUCAGUGAUGAAUUACGUGGCAAAUUUAUCGAAUGUCAUCUGGAUCUGGGCACUCAACGAUUCAUUGACGCCUGUUAUUAUCAAUCGAAAUGUUUGUUCCGUUCACUGUGGAUAUUGAUAAUGCGUUCCAUAUUGAAAUUAUUCAUAUCAUCUACGUCAAUUUGUGGCCUUUUGAAUUGUGGUCGAAUGUUUGUGUUUAGUGAUGAACAGAUUGAAAAGUUUUGUUUCGACACGCUCGAUAUGCAAUCCGAAAUGGUGGAUAACGGCGGCCGAUCGAGACGUCAAAAUCGGGGCACAUUAUUGGAUAUUGGUGCUGGCGACGGCAACGUGACUGCCAAACUGGCCAAAUAUUUUAAUCGCACCUAUGUGACUGAAUUGUCACGUACCAUGCAGAAUCGUCUGAUCAAACGUGCAUUUCAUCUGUUGGAUGUUGAUGAAUGGCAUGAGCAUGAAUUUCGAUUCGACAUGAUUAGCUGUCUCAACGUUCUAGAUAGGUGUGACCGACCAUUGGAUAUGUUGAGCAAUAUUCGCCAAUCUCUCCAACGUUCUGGUGGCCAUUUGUUAUUGGCCAUUGUAUUGCCUUUAGUGCAGUAUGUCGAAUCGAAACGAAGCCACCAACCGGAACAAUAUCUGCCCGUCCAGGGACAGACAUUCGAACAACAAGUUCAAUCAUUCUGGGACAACGUGCUUGCACCAGCCGGAUUCGAGUUGAUUUGUUGGACCAAACUGCCAUAUCUUUCCGAGGGCAAUAUUGACCUUACUUAUUUCUGGUUGAUAGAUGCCAUUUUCCUGCUGAAACCAGCCCCUCACAACCCAAGCGAAUGGGUUUGAUUUCUUGCAUCUCUAUAGAUAUAUCUAUAUAUGAUUUAUUUAUGUUUGUUUUUUCUGUAUUCGAAACGUGCUUUUUCAGAACAUGAAUGAAAUUAAAUGAAAUGCAAACAAAUUGAA
This is a messenger RNA of Dermatophagoides farinae (American house dust mite), 1301 nucleotides long. RefSeq names its product protein-L-histidine N-pros-methyltransferase. Gene Ontology annotation, molecular function: protein-L-histidine N-pros-methyltransferase activity. The record is from RefSeq and is a predicted model, not a curated record. NCBI's taxonomy places the organism in Eukaryota, Metazoa, Arthropoda, Arachnida, Sarcoptiformes, Pyroglyphidae.